CUUCCAGUGGACAACAUCCUACCCAAAACCCAGACUGAGCAAGCAUGCUACUACAUUUAGACAUCACUUAACUGGAGCGUGAGUUAUACCACAGAUUAACUGGUGGAGUUACCGGGAGAUAUAACGGUGUUUAUUUUCAAUCACACAGAAAUAAACUCUCCUUGCUGCCAUGGGGGACAGAUGGAUACAAUUCCUCUCAUCUCUAUCGCUUCUCUUUCUCCUGGAAUGGACGCAAAUAUCAUCUUUCAACCUGGACACAGAAAACGUCCUAAUAAAGAAUGGAGAGCCCGGGAGUCUUUUCGGCUUCUCUCUCGCCAUGCACCGGCAGUUAGAUCCGGUGGAUAAGAUCAUGUUGCUUGUUGGUGCUCCGAGGGCCAAAGCUCUGGGAGGUCAGAAGUCAAAGGUCACAGGAGGACUCUACAACUGUGAUACCACUUCCUCCAGCUGUAACCGCGUGGAGCUUGACAACAAUGAGAACCUGAAAGCUGAGAGCAAGGAGAACCAGUGGAUGGGUGUAACAGUGAACAGCCAGGGACCAGGAGGAAAAAUUGUGACGUGUGCCCACCGCUACCAGCUGCGUCUGUUUGUGAACACGCCCCAGGAGUCUCGUGACAUCACAGGAAGGUGUUACGUGCUGAGCCAGGACCUGACAAUCAAUGCCCGGUCUGAUGAGGAUGGAGGGAACUGGAGGUUCUGUGAGGGGCGGGCACGCGGGCAUGAGAGGUUUGGCUCAUGCCAACAGGGUCUGUCUGCCACCUUCACUAGGGACUAUGAAUACCUAGUGUUUGGAGCUCCUGGAGCAUAUGACUGGAAAGGUAUGGUGAGAGUAGAGCAUAAGAACAGCACUCUGUUGGAGAUGCGUUCGUAUAAAGAUGGGCCCUAUGAGGUGGGCGAUGAGAACCAGUUAAACCCAGACCUGGUCCCUGUGCCCCCUAACAGCUACCUGGGCUUUUCUUUGGACUCAGGGAAGGCCAUCACUAAGAAGGGUCAGCUGACAGUGGUUGCAGGCGCUCCGAGAGCCCAUCACAGCGGAGAGGUGGUGUUGCUAAAGAAGGAGUCCGAUGAGUCCUCCAUGCUGUCACCAGAGUACAUCCUGGAAGGGGAGGGGUUAGCCUCAUCGUUCGGCUACGACCUCACUGUGGUGGAUCUCACUGGAGACGGGUGGCAGGAUAUCGUGGUGGGAGCCCCUCAGUUCUUUGAGAAGGAUGGAAAGGUGGGCGGAGCUAUUUAUGCCUAUAUUAACAAGGGCGGAGUCUGGAGUAAGCCAACACCCACCAGGAUAGACGGACCUCAGGACUCCAUGUUCGGACUGGCUGUAGAAAACCUGGGAGAUCUCAACCUGGACGGUUAUCAGGAUAUCGCUGUAGGAGCACCAUAUGAUGACAGUGGGUCAGGGAAGGUGUUCAUCUACCACGGCUCAGCUCAGGGCAUCAACAUCAAACCGGCACAGGUGUUGUCAGGGGUGCCAUCGAAGACGAGGUUGUUCGGUUAUUCUCUAGCUGGUAACAUGGACCUGGACAGGAACUCCUACCCUGACCUGGCCGUAGGGUCCCUCUCCGACUCUGUAUUUGUCUACCGAGCUCGGCCAGUCAUCAAUAUCCAGAAGGUUGUCAAGACAAUGCCAAAGGAGAUUGAUCUAACUAAGAAGAACUGUGGCAACAACAUUUGCUUGGAGGUAGAGGCCUGUUUCUCCUACACAGCCAACCCCAAAUCCUACAACCCCAAACUGACGGUGGCGUACUCCUUUGAAGCGGAUGCGGAGCGUAGGAAGAAGGGUCUUCCACCCAGAGUGACCUUCUCCACACGUUCCAGCGAGGACCAUGACUACGAGUCCACUGGUGUUCUCACCCUCAGUGCACAGGGCAAGAAGGAGUGUAUCACUGCCAAACUCACUCUACAGGAUAACAUUAAGGACAAGCUUAGGGGAAUCCCCAUUGAGGUUGCUGUGGAGAUACAGAACUCCAAAAGGAAGAGAAGAGCGCUCCCAGGGCUCACGCCCAUCCUCGACUCCAACCAGCCUAUCACGGCCAGUGCUGAGGUGAGUUUCCUGAAGGAAGGAUGUGGCAGUGAUAAUUUGUGUCAGAGUAAUUUACAGCUUCAGCACCGCUUCUGCUACAGAGAACCCAACAAGGACAUCUUCCAUCUACUACCUAUGGAGAAUGGGGUGCCAGUGGUCUCCCUUAGCGACCAGAAGGACAUCGCCCUAGAGAUCACAGUGACCAAUAAGAAUGGAGAUGAUGCUCAUGAGGCAGCAUUGGUUGCCUCCUUCCCUUCCUCUCUCUCCUACUCCGCCUCCUACUCUGCACCCAAGGCAGACAGGCAGGUGUCCUGUGUGGCCAAUAAGAAUGGCUCUCAGGCAGACUGUGAGCUGGGGAACCCCUUCAAGCGAGACUCAGAGGUAACGUUCUACAUAAUCCUGAGUACAGCAGGCAUCUCUCUGAACACCACAGAGCUGGAGAUAGACCUGAAGCUGGAGACGACAAGUGACCAGCAGAAGGUGGGCAGAGUCAAGGCUAAGGCCAAAGUGGUGAUCGAGCUGCAGCUGUCCCUCACAGGAGUGGCCAAGCCCUCCCAGGUCUACUUCACUGGAGAGGUCAAAGGUGAGAGCGACAUGAAGUCAGAGGGAGACAUCGGCAGCCCGAUCGAGUAUGAGUUCAGGGUGAUCAACCUAGGGAAGCCCCUGAAGACCUAUGGCACCGCCUCCCUGAUCAUCAAUUGGCCAAAAGAAACUGUGGAGGGGAAGUGGAUCCUGUACCUGGUGAAGAUGGACUCCCAAGGUCUGGAACAGAUCACAUGCUCUCCAGAGAGAGAGGUCAACCCACUCACUGUCAAAGAGGAGAGUAGGAGUAGCAGGAGGAGGCGAGCUGUAGGGGAGACUGACAAACCUGAGGGAACCAUCGCACUGCUGACUGACAAAAGGAAAUACACUACUCUGUCGUGUGAGAAUGGGGCAAAGUGUGUGGAGAUUCACUGCUCCCUACAGGGCCUGGACAGUAAUGCAGUCAUCCUGCUCAGAUCUCGCCUCUGGAACAGCACAUUCCUGGAGGAGUACUCUAAGCUGAACUAUCUGGACGUGAUUGUGAAAGCCUCUCUCAGAGUGGACGGCACAGCUAAAAACAUGGUCCUGAGGAACGCUGAGACACAGGUGAGAGUGACGGUGUUCCCGGAGCGGCGUGUGGCUCAGUACGGAGGACUGCCAUGGUGGAUCAUCCUGGUGGCCAUCUUGUUAGGACUUUUGCUGCUCGGCCUGCUGGUCUUCCUGCUCUGGAAGUGUGGUUUCUUCGGGAAGAAGAAAGAAGAUGCCCCACCCUCUGACAAAGAGAGAUUGACGCCGUCUGAUGCAUAAAGAGAGAAAGAGAGAGAAAGAAGCUGUCAGUCUCUGGGGUAAACACAUCUAGACCCAUCUUCAGUGUACAUGCCUGGUGGGGCACAGAGUGGCAUGAAGGAUGGACGGGCCCAGUGGAACAGACUAACUCUAUCGCAGGAGAGGAAAACACUUUUAAUAAAAGACUGGCAGUAAAGGGGCUCAGCGCUAUGAAAUCAAAUGCAAUGCUAUGAUGAUGACUACUAUGAUGAUGGAAUGAAAUGUUAAGAGCUCAGCUUAUAGGUUUCUGUAGAAAACACUUCAAGUUUCUGCUUGGAAAUAUCCUUCUUUCCAACUGUUAUGGCUGAGUUAUGGACUCUCUACAUGCAUGGCCAUCCCGGAUUGAUGCUUUGGUUGAAAAUCAUUAUGAAAUGCUCAUCUAUCACUCCAAAGACCCUGCAGCUCUCUCUCCAUCUCUGGUUUCUGGUUCUUUGGUUGCUAUAGGAACAUCAAGCACUUCCUUUUCCUCUCUCAAAGCUCCUCGACUGCUCUCAUUCUGGUUUUAUAGCAUCUUUCUGUUUUGUAGGACUCUUGGCGACUCUGUAAAAGCACUUGCAGUGCCAUACUUAAAGGGAUAGUUCACCCCUAAAUCAACCUUUCUCAUACGCUUUCAUAUUUUGAAUUCAUAGAUUCAGUUUGGGGAAUGAACUAUUCCUGUAAUGACGGUGAGAGGUUUAAUUAACUCUUCAAAUACGACGUCAUCGUGUUCCCAGCUACAACGUGUUGCAGAUAAAAAAUAAGGAGAAAGACCAACUGGAAAUCCUGGAAAUGAAAGCCUGCUGGAAUGAGAAUGAGUUACUUUUAAUGAUGGCAGAAUGCUGGAUCUCCCAUUCCCACAGACAUUCCCAGAGACACAGAAUUCCUACCUAACAUUCCACAGUCUUCUCUAACCAUUCCAAGGUUUGUCUCCGCAGUGUGGAUAAUUGAUUGGACAUAGAAAUACAAAAGGAUUGUCAAAAAGCUUUAUUUGUGGACUUUAAAGAGGGAUGAUGAUGCUACAAUAGCAGUUUAGAUAAGGUAAAAUAAGACACUUGAUCAAAUUGUUCCUUUUUGGGGAUUUAUUAAGUAUUAUCUUGUCUGAUUUUAUUUUAUCUUGAUUGUGACAUCCAUGUUGAUCACUGGACAGAAAUCGUUUUUUGUUGUGUUCUUGUACAUUUUGGGUCAAGAAUCCCAGUUGUCUCUCUUUCAGAGCUCUGUACAAUGUUUUGUAAAUGUACGCCUAGGCUGAAGGGGUUUUGUAUACAUUCUGUAAGAUGUUUAAUUCUUUAGAGUCUAAGACAUGGGGGGGGUGCUAAACUGACAUGGAAUUGCUUUAAGAUGGUCAUACCAUGGAUCAUUUAGCUAUUUGAUUUAGAGUUUUAAAAUAUAUUUACAAAAAAAAAAGUUUGAUAAAAUAUAUAUUUAUAACAAAAAUAUUUGAUAAAAUAUAGAUUUUGUCCUUUACUACUAAAGCCCAUAGAAACACAUUGAAUAACACAUUCAUAAAUGGCAAAAAGUACAGUCAAAAUAUGAGAAACAAGUGUUUUGAAGUGUCUGUCCUAAAUCUAGGAGAUAUUAAAAACAAACUCAGAAUGUUUAGUUUUUUUUACACAUUUAACCCCUUUUUGGGGGUUUGGCACAAAACUACCUUAAUACAUUCAUCAUUUAAAAAUAUAUAAUCUGGUACUGAUACCUUCAGAAGAGUCCUGUGACGCUUGUGGGCGUCGCAGAGCAAAACAGAGAACACCAUCAUGUGGUCAUAAUGUACUGAACAAAAAAUAUAAACACAACAUGCAACAAUUUCAACAAUUGUACUGUGUUACAGUUCGUAUAAGGACAUCAGUCAAGUGAAAUAAAUAAAUUAGGCCCUAAUCUAUGGAUUUCACAACUGGGUAGGAGCGCAGCUAUGGGUUGGCCUGGGAGGGCAUAGGCCCACCCACUGGGGAGCCAGGCACCGCCAAUCGGAAUGAGCUUUUUCCAACAAAAGGGCUUUAUAACAGACAGAAAUACUCCUCAGUUUCAUCAGAUAUCCGGAUGGCUGUUCUCAGACGAUCCCGCAAGUGAAGAAGCCAGAUGUAGAGGUCCUGGGCUGGCAUGGUUACACGUGGUCUGCGGUUAUGAAGUUGGUUGGAUGUACUGUCAAAUUCUCUAAAACAAUGCCGGAGGUGAGUUAUGGUAGAGAAUCUCUGGCAACAGCUCUGCUGGAUAUUCCUGGAGUCAACAUGCCAAUUGCACGUUCCCUCAAAACUUGAGACAUCUGUGGUAUUGUGUUGUGUCCCCAGUACAAGGUGCACCUGUGUAAUGAUCAUGCUGUUUAAUCAGCUUCUUGAAAUGCCACAUUUGUCAGGUGGAUGGAUUAUCUUGGCAAAGGAGAAAUGUUCACUAACAGGGAUGUAAACAAAUUUGUGCACAUAAUGAGAGAAAUAAGCUUUUUGUGCGUAUUGAAAAAUUCUGGUAUCUUAUUUCAGCUCAUUUAACAUGGGACCAACACUUUAGUGUUUAUAUUUUUGUUCAGUAUAGUUUGGUCAAACCGUUCGAACGCUACAGACGUUCUCGUGAGAAGACCGAUUUUUGGGAAGGUGUCAUGGUCUGACAAACAUCGUUCUAGCUGUACCACCUUUCACUGUAGAUGAAGUGCGACGCUGGCUGAUUGAGACGCAUCGAAUGCCAAACACAUAUCUAGCUUAAAAACUGACAGAUUGAUGGGAUUUUCUGUUAUGAAGCUUAGAUUGACAACACUGGUGCAUCAAUCGACUCUUGGAUCACGACAGGGGGUUAAUAUUGCGUGUGAGAAGGUUUCCUAACAAUUACUCCAAUGGCCAAAUACUUUCUUUACCCAAAAUGAGUUCCUCAACAUAUGGAAGGACGGAUCAAAUCACACUGCCAAAUCAUCUCAAAACAACAAAUAGACAGUGUUGCAACACAUCUGCACUCGUGUAUAAAGACCGUUCUACACAUCCCAGGUGUUUAACUGGGGUCCUAUUUUAUGUUAUAGCAGAAGCUAAUCAGCAGCUUUCCUGAUCCAUCUUUCUGUUUUAUGUACCAACUUUAUCACCCAGAACCGUUGAGAAAAUGUUCAGUACUGGUGUAUUAUUAUUGUUGAGAUGGACCAGUGAGGCAGAAGAGGAAUUACAGACUGUACUUUAACCCGUUACGUCAAGUAUUUAAACAGGGCCCAUUCAAUACCAAACGUGGAGGAUUUGUCCAGUGACGGUUCUUGACAUUAAUGUGGAAAAAUGCAAGGAUUCCUUAAAUACAUGUUUUUACACCCUGUACAGUUACAAUCUCUUCUGGUUUUUGUGCACUUUGAUGUCAUGGAAAUUGAAUUGAACCUACAUGUAAAAACAUGUUGAUCACAGUCAAAUAAAACUUUAAGGCAA
Messenger RNA from Oncorhynchus keta (chum salmon), 6723 nucleotides. RefSeq names its product integrin alpha-6-like. The coding region runs from base 170 to 3346 and encodes 1058 amino acids. Gene Ontology annotation, biological process: cell-cell adhesion; integrin-mediated signaling pathway; leukocyte migration. Gene Ontology annotation, cellular component: integrin complex; external side of plasma membrane. The transcript is spliced from 24 exons. Lineage: Eukaryota; Metazoa; Chordata; Actinopteri; Salmoniformes; Salmonidae. The record is from RefSeq and is a predicted model, not a curated record. Gene Ontology annotation, molecular function: integrin binding.